AUGGUUCACGCUGAUGCAUCAAACUUUGCCGACGGCAUAACAAAGGAGGACGCCUAUGAGCAAGUGCUCUGGCAGGCUGAGGGCCUGAUCACUGACCAGCGUAACUGGGUCUGCAACCUUUCAAAUGCUGCUUCCCUAUUGUGGCACGCAUAUAAAUCUCUGGAAUCACCGAGCAAAGAUGUGAACUGGGCUGGCUUUUACGUCCUUGACAAAUCAUCCCAAGAUCCGCAGCUCAUUCUGGGCCCCUUCCAGGGAAAGGUUGCCUGCCAGACUAUCAAGUUCGGUAAAGGCGUUUGCGGAGCAGCAGCAGCGACCCAAGAGACACAGCUAGUCCGAGACGUGGAGGAGUUUCCGGGACAUAUUGCUUGUGAUGGAGACAGCAAGAGCGAGAUCGUCGUGCCUAUUGUGGUUGUUCAGGACGACGGUUCGAAGAAGCUGGUGGCUAUCAUCGACAUCGACUGUGCUGAGCUGAACGGUUUCGACGAGGUUGACAAGGCCCAUCUCGAGCAACUGGCAGCUCUCCUUGCCAAGAGCUGUGACUGGUAG
This is a messenger RNA of Fusarium odoratissimum NRRL 54006, 546 nucleotides long. RefSeq names its product GAF protein. Gene Ontology annotation, cellular component: cytosol. Gene Ontology annotation, molecular function: protein binding; L-methionine (R)-S-oxide reductase activity. The transcript has 5 exons. The record is from RefSeq and is a predicted model, not a curated record. Lineage: Eukaryota; Fungi; Ascomycota; Sordariomycetes; Hypocreales; Nectriaceae. Bases 1 to 546 code for a protein of 181 amino acids.